GACCCCAGCUCAGCUCCAGCACACCCUGGAGAGCAGAAGGAAAGGCAAGCACCGGGACUGGACUCAGGGGCCGCCCUCCCAAUGCCCCCCCCAACCGAGCCCACCCACUGGCACCGCUGCUCCCUGCUCCCAACGCUGCUCCUGCUUCUCCACCUCUCCGGAGCCUGUGAGCUGAGCCAAGGGAGCAGCAGCCAGGCACAGGUGCUACAGCCUGAGGGCCCCAUGCAGGUACGGGAGGGCGAGUCGCUCCUGCUGAGGUGUUCCGUAACUGGCUCCUGUAUAGACAACAUGAUAAAAUGGGUCAAGGUGAGCGAUCAGCGCCAGCAGGAGAUUUAUAACUUCAAACAUGGCUUCUUCCCCGGAGUGACUCCCUUGAUCCAGCAGACACUGGAGCCAUACAAUUGCGACUAUUCCAUCUAUCUCCACAACGUCACCAGGGAGCAGGCUGGCACCUACCACUGCGUGGGGUUUGAUGACUCAAGAAAGAACUCAAAUGUAGAUCUGGAUGAGGGCACCUCAGUGCUUGUGAAGGGAGCUGGAGACCAAGAGCCAGACCUCUGGAUCAUCCAGCCCCAAGAGCUGGUCCUGGCCACUACUGGAGACACUGUCUUCCUGAACUGCACAGUGCUUGGCGAUGGUCCUCCUGGUCCCAUCAGGUGGUUUCGAGGAGCUGGUCCAAGCCGGGAAGCCAUUUACAACUUUGGAGGCAUCUCCCGUCCUAAUGUGACAGGGGUUCAGGCCUCCAAUGUUGAUUUCAACAUUCUUUUCCAAAGCAUCUCCACUGAAGAUGCUGGCACCUACUACUGUGCAAAGUUUCAGUGGAGACCCAACAGGCAAUACCUGUCUGGGCAGGGCACCAGGCUGAGAGUGAGCGCAAAUCCCAUAUCUCUCCAAGAGGCAAAUUUUACCAAUGAACAUUGGCCAUACAGGAUAUCUGUAUCAGUCUUCCUGUUUGCCCUCAUACUUGUGAUCCUGGGGCUGAAGGUGGUGACACUGGCUGUUACCCUGCUCGUCCUGGCUGUCCAGCGGAGGAGUCUCCAGCCAGAAGACAUCAAGAUCCAGCAGAGCUGUGACAUCUCAGCUUAGGCUAGGGGUGAGGGGUAGCCCAGCAUAUGCUGAGUCAGAGAAGGACCCAGGACUCUGAAACCAUUGUCCUGCCUUUUAACCCAGCCUCCAGAUGCUCCUGGAACUUUCGAUCUAGAUGCGGCUCACCUGGUAAAACUCCCCGUUAUGCACCAGCCUGCCGUCUGAUGUCGCUUCUUCUGUCUUCUCAGCCUGUUCAAGCCCUCCUUGUCCUCCAGGUUCUUGUCCCUGCUGCAGCCCCCGCUGCAGUGUCCAGGGUUUCUGGGAGCAUCUCUGAGCCACUCAGCCAGAGUGAGCCCCCCAAGCACAUCUUUCUCUUCCUCUUUCCUUUCUUCCCCUUUCUUCCUUUCUGCUCAGGCAGCUCUAGUAGUUAGAACGCAGGUUUUGCAACUUAAAUAAAAUGUUUCUAGACAUUUGGCAGUAUCUAGAAACCUACUAGGUUGGGGGUGUAAUCCCCAUCUAGUGGGUAAAGGUCAGGGUUGCUGCUAACUGUCCUACAAUGCUCAGGGCAGCCCCCACAGCCCUUAGCUGGGCAUGGAGGCUGAGAGCCGCAGGGGCAGGAACUGGUGCGGCCCUGGGGCAGACAAGCUGACUUCUACUCCUAAAGCCUCUGUUCUCUCCCCUGGGCCACUUCACUGCUCAGAACAUGGAGAGCAACAGCGGACACCUCUGCACUAGGCCAGCCUGAGUCAGGAUUCCGGAUGAGUGCCCUAUUAGAGACCAUCCUCCCCCUCCUUGGGGACAUUUACUAAAUGUCCCUCCCGUGGGGAGAAGUGGGUUAGUAUGGAUGUUUCUUAUCACAACAGAAAAGCAGCUUAAACAAACCUAAGUCAAAGGAGAUAUUGAUUUAAUUAGAUGCUAAUCUAUUAUUUAUCUAGUAGAAUUCAGAAAGGGUAAAUGGGGUAAAGUUAAUGUCACCUCCACCUGCUCCAAAUCCUCAUCCCUGGAGUCUGUGAAUAUUAUAUUCUAUGGUUAAAAACAAAAAAAAGACCUCACGGGGAAAUUAAGGAUCUUGAAUGGGGAGGCUAUCUUGUAUUACCCAGAGGGGUCCUAAAUGCAAGGACAAGUAUCCUGAUGAGAGGGAGAUUUGACACAGAAGGGGAGGAGAAAGCAAUGUGACCCCAGGCAGAGACAGGGGUGAUAGACAGGCACAGACACUGGCUUCAAGCUUCUGACCUCCAGAACGA
Messenger RNA from Condylura cristata (star-nosed mole), 2270 nucleotides. RefSeq names its product signal-regulatory protein beta 2 (gene SIRPB2). The record is from RefSeq and is a predicted model, not a curated record. Bases 82 to 1086 code for a protein of 334 amino acids. Lineage: Eukaryota; Metazoa; Chordata; Mammalia; Eulipotyphla; Talpidae. Gene Ontology annotation, cellular component: plasma membrane. The transcript is spliced from 5 exons.